UUCUUUGCAGAGCACACAAAAAAACGAUGAGGACAAGCAUAGCAGGAAGAAUACACGUGGCGCAAGCGGUGCUGCUGCUAUUGCUGGUAGGCGGCCAUACUUCUCUGCUACGGACAAUCUCAGCCAAAACUUUCCACAAAGAGAAGUGGGGAGAAGGACGCGACUUGCUUUGUUCUCGGACGCGCAAUACGCUCGGAUCGUCAGGACAACGGGCAGCCAUCGAAGAGUGGACCAACGCCGUACCGGAAACGUUACUCAUGGAAGAUUCGCCGGUGCUGAUGGAGGCUAAUGAGCGUAGAAUGAGAUAUGUGAUACAUCUUGAGGAAACGAACCCACUUGCCAUCAUCAUAGCUCCAUCCUGCACGCCCAGCAUUGCCGAAAAAAUCCGAUGGACGGUCGUUCAGAACGGAACGGACAUCCUCGCAAGCAACAACGCACUGAACAAAUCGUACUACAUCGUACCCUGCGCAUCACGAGGCACCUAUCACGUUUGGGUGGAAUUCACCGACAGCUACUGUACAUUGGACGUUUCCUACAAUACACGAAGUCUGGUUGACCUUUGGCCACUGCUGAACCGAACUACGGUCUCGCCCAUCAAAGUCCACCAGCACCCGCGCCGGCAUCAAUAUCUAGUCAAGUGGGAUAAGAGCAAAUUCGACAUCCACGCAAUGCAUUACUGCCUGGCAAUCAGCAGAGACCACCCGCAGCUCACGCUUUGCCAAGCGUUGGGUAAUUCACAGUACGGCUCCAGGUGCGGAGUUUCAAUGACGGAAACUCUGCAGCGGAUAUCGGUCGAAGAAGAGAAGAAAAUUCCGGUGGAUGCACUAACGACAAUUGCCUGUACUGGCGGUCGUACUAAGCAGAUUCUAAGAGGGUUGAAAGCCAACGCUACAUACUUCCUGGACGUCUUCGCCGUGCAUACUCAAAAGAACAAUCUAUCGUACUUGAUGGGUUCUAGCACCUUCCACGUGAAUCGAACCCGUCCAACGCAGCUGUUCGAAGGGAAACUGUUUGUAGGGAAGAUAUCUACGCUGGGCGGGUUAACGCUGUUCAGUUUCAAAGUCCCUAAGAGAUCGCCCAGCAAUACCACCCUCAAGCUAUUGGUAACACCCUGCAGCGGCACAGUUAAUCUGGAACUGUAUCGAAAGAAGCGACUGCUGAUGAGGCCAAUCCUAGAUAUCUACUAUCCACGGGUAAUCAGCGUUGGUCCGGUUAUUCCGGGCGAGCGAUACCUUAUUCAGAUCUCGGAAGCCGAUGAACACUACCGAACCAAUCGGGUACAGAUUGCCGUGACGACCAAGGACGAGUUCGCUAGCCUGCCACAGCUGCCGGUCAAUACAACGGUAGCGGAAUUGACUCAACUGAGGAGCUGUCAAUCAACAACGAUCGUUUGGUAUAGUUCACCGGAUAAACGGAAAAUAAGGUACUGCACCUAUGUUUUCAAACAGCACACUAAACAUCAGUACUACAGCAACAUCAAGAUGCCAUCCUACUGUGAGCUGGAAAGCCGUGACAUCUACCAGAACUCUCAGCUACAGCAGACGCAUUGUAUCUACUCGGAUCAGAUAAACCCCACCGACCUCAUGCCCAGAUCGAUGUCCAUCAGCAACCUCGCACCGGCCCACUACUAUCUGAUCUUCGUGACGGCCAGCCUGGGAAACGGCCGAAGCCUUCCAUAUCGCUCGGCCCGGAUAAAGACCCAUCCCUACUGUCGGGAAAGCGAUUCCAGUAGUGUGGUAACUCCGAUCGUUACCCAGCAGCAUCGACUUCGAAACGUUUCGGUCAUCAAAAAGCAGCAGUAUCAGCCACCGCGUGGCAACAGUAGCAUCAACAUGCUCAAAUCCGGUGGUGGUCUGCACAAGCAGCAGCAGCUGAUCGAAAGGCGGAACAACCGGCUCAAGAGGGAUAACAAGUAGAUUUGCGACUAACUGCAGUAGCAGCAGCAGCCGCGGAAGCAGCAAUGUAAAAUCAUUGUAGGAAGAAGUGCGCAUAUAAAUCGUCCCUAAUUGAUUUGGCACAGGAUCAAAGCUGCUGAUCCACCAACCGGCGAUGGGGGCUCGGGGUACUUCAGCCUGAAACAGGAGGAAGCCCGCUGUGAUUUAUGUAGCUUUCCCAUUUCUUCUCACACACCACGCACGUAUGCAAUCACACAUAGACGCGUCAUGUUGAUUAGGGUGCGACUUUUUUGUUUUAUCUAAAUAAAAAUUUGUUCUUAUCAACAGGAUUCAAAUCACACUUGAAAAAAAAUCUCGUAGUUUUUAGCAAAAAUAGAAUUGGCCAACAGCUUUAUAAAGUAAUUUUUUGAGAGAAAUCUAGUAAACCAAAAACUUUAUGCUUUAAUUUUUAAGUGUAAUGUGCUUGUUGAUCUCAAAAUUCUUAUGUUUUGUAUGUUUUUUUUUUUAAUUCAAUAUCCAUUUUGAUAAUUCAUCUCCUUCAUGUGUUGGAUCCAAUCAAAACUCUAGUCGUGCAUUAUUGGAAUAAUUAUGGCCCAUACAGGCCAGUAACAUAGUUAGUUGAAGUCCACAGUGACCGUACUUCAUACAAAAAAUGGCCAAAACUACAAAAGUCACACAAAUCUGUUGCAUAUGAUCUUUUUUUUUUCUGGCGAUGAAAAACAAGUCGCACCCUAACACUCAUGGAAGGCGUUUAUUGGCAGUUAAAUUUUUGUUUUAUGCUGGAACCAAAACAGAGAAAAAACGGCAGUCUAGUUGCUAGGAAUAAAGACAUGCAGUCACUCGUGUGAGAUUUAUUUCCCCGUACGAAUACGAAGCUUCCUGGGCGCUGGGGAGGGGGUGUCCAGGAGAAAGUGAAAUAAAAGUUGUAUUGCGUUAAUAAAUUAGGGAUGCGGCGGCAGCCACUUGUGACACCAAACUGAAGUAAGGGCGAAAGUAUGGAGAUUUUUCUGAGAAAUAAAAUUAUAGAAACGUUGUAAAAUUUAUGACACACCGGAAGGAUACAGCUACAGUGCCAGUGAGUGUAGAGCAAAGCUAAUAAGAUUUCGGUGCAAGCAGAUAGUAAGCAAUAGCGCAGGCCAUAAACCCUUAUAAACGGAUUCUGUAUAAACGCGUAUAUGAAUAUUACAUUGUAGAUUCGAGCCAUGACAGCAGCCAAGAGAAAGAAGGCAAAACAUUGUUACUAACAUGUAUAGUAGGAACUAAGAAUGACACCCGCAGUGUCGCAAGAGCUGCACGUACUUAUAGCAUUGUUGUAAGAAAUUAAGUGGUAGAUGUCGACCCAACCGCCACACACUGCUUGUACCAUUGAUUGGUUUUAUGAGCGCGAUUACGUCUAUUCUUUGGAAGAAUAUUUAUUCGAUGAUAUUUUCUACUUGUGUAACCUUUACAUUCAGUCGUAUGGAUUAUUGUACCAUUAAUAAUUAUCUGAACUGUAUAUUUAAAACUAGAAAUACAUAUGAGUAUUACUCCGAGUG
Aedes albopictus (Asian tiger mosquito) is the source of this 3430-nucleotide messenger RNA. RefSeq lists its product as uncharacterized. NCBI's taxonomy places the organism in Eukaryota, Metazoa, Arthropoda, Insecta, Diptera, Culicidae. The record is from RefSeq and is a predicted model, not a curated record. The transcript is spliced from 5 exons. Bases 27 to 1916 code for a protein of 629 amino acids.